This is a messenger RNA of Sardina pilchardus (European sardine), 633 nucleotides long. Its product is annotated as histone H4. Gene Ontology annotation, cellular component: nucleosome. Bases 20 to 331 code for a protein of 103 amino acids. Gene Ontology annotation, biological process: nucleosome assembly. Gene Ontology annotation, molecular function: structural constituent of chromatin; protein heterodimerization activity; DNA binding. The transcript has a single exon. The record is from RefSeq and is a predicted model, not a curated record. NCBI's taxonomy places the organism in Eukaryota, Metazoa, Chordata, Actinopteri, Clupeiformes, Clupeidae.
GUCCGAAGAAAUACUCAACAUGUCUGGAAGAGGCAAAGGAGGCAAAGGUCUUGGAAAAGGAGGCGCCAAGCGUCACCGCAAAGUUCUUCGUGAUAACAUCCAGGGUAUCACCAAGCCUGCAAUUAGGCGUCUAGCUCGCCGUGGUGGUGUGAAGCGUAUCUCUGGUCUGAUCUACGAAGAGACCCGAGGUGUGUUGAAGGUUUUCCUGGAGAACGUGAUUCGUGAUGCUGUCACCUACACUGAGCACGCCAAGAGAAAGACCGUGACCGCCAUGGAUGUCGUCUAUGCUCUCAAACGCCAGGGUCGUACUCUGUACGGUUUCGGCGGUUAAAUAACAGAUCUGUUCCUAGACCUAAACCCAAAGGCCCUUUUAAGAGCCACCCAAUUCCUUUCAAAAAGCGGUGUUCUAGUUUGCAUAGAGUGGCGAAAAUAUUAAUGAGUAACUGGACUAAAUACAUACAUGGCCAAUAUCCUUAGCCCUUUAUGAGCAAGUUUAUAGUGUAGCCUACCCUCCAAAUGUAGCCCAAUCUUAUCAUUUUUGCAUUCGCCUGCAUGUGUAGCUUUCUAUAAAAACAGGUUGAACAAUUGCCAUUAAAACCUGACUGUCACAAAGCGCCAUACAAAUAAAAUACU